Molecule: messenger RNA, 2861 nt
Organism: Larimichthys crocea (large yellow croaker)
Lineage: Eukaryota; Metazoa; Chordata; Actinopteri; Sciaenidae
Gene: nr1d2b
Product: nuclear receptor subfamily 1, group D, member 2b
Exons: 8
Coding region: 527-2314 (595 amino acids)
Biological process (GO): negative regulation of transcription by RNA polymerase II; hormone-mediated signaling pathway; positive regulation of transcription by RNA polymerase II
Molecular function (GO): RNA polymerase II cis-regulatory region sequence-specific DNA binding; nuclear receptor activity; zinc ion binding
Source: RefSeq, a predicted model, not a curated record
AAAAAAAAAAAAAAAGCAGCAGCCAGUCCACCAAAACCUGGAGUUGCGCCUUCAUCACACAGCUUUUUUCCUCUUCUUACAUGUACUAUCUCUGAAUGGAGUACGGCUGUAUGUGUAGGUGUAGCUCAGUUUGACUUUAAAUUCAAAAAAAAACAACAAAGACUCGUUUCGUUCUUCUGGUUGGCAGAUUUAUUUUUUUAAAACCACCUUUUCGAGGACGAGGAGAGAAAAAAAAAAAAUUUCGGCGAACCAUUUUUUGUUGUAAACUUAAAUUUGAUAUAGGUUGUAAUUACAUCGUGUCCACUCGUUCGCCAACCGUCAAACGGCCGUUAUUAACGGUCUUUUAACCGUUAAAGCCUAGCUUUUUUUUUUUUCACUUCUUUCUGGACCAGCGACUUUUCAGUUGCUGAACACUAAAAACAGAAAAAACGGAUUCAGCACUGAGGUAGCAGAGGAGGAGGAAACUUCCCCCCCUAAAAAAAAAAAAAAACUAAAAACUAAAAAAACAUAAAAAACCUCAAACGACAUGGAGUCGACCAAAGCUGGAGGCGUAAUAGCCUACAUCAGCUCAUCCAGCUCCGGCUCUAGCCCGGAGUCGUGCCACAGCGACUCCUCCAACGGCAGCUACCAGUCAUCCUCCCCGCCGCACGGCUCCUCGCCCAGCCGCCACCAGCUGGGUCAGCCGGCUGACCCCACGAUCCCCGCCGGCGGGCAAAACCUUCCAGGGACGCAGAAAAGCGGACGCUCGUCCUCCACCGCCAAAUGUGGCAUCACAAAAAUCAACGGCCUGGUGCUGCUGUGUAAGGUGUGCGGCGACGUGGCCUCCGGUUUCCACUACGGCGUCCACGCCUGCGAGGGCUGCAAGGGCUUCUUCAGGAGGAGCAUCCAGCAGAACAUCCAGUAUAAGAAGUGCCUUAAGAACGAGAGCUGCCCCAUCAUGAGGAUCAACAGGAACCGCUGCCAGCAGUGCCGCUUCAAGAAAUGCCUGAUGGUGGGCAUGUCCAGAGACUCCGUGCGUUUUGGCCGUAUCCCUAAGCGGGAGAAACAGCGCAUGCUGCUGGAGAUGCAGAGUGCCAUGAACAACAUGAUGAACAACAGCCAGCUGCACAGCCAGCUGCACAGCAGCCAGACGCUACCUAUCGGCAAACCGCUGCCAGCCAGUGCCACAGAACUUACCUCCGACGACACGGGCCCCGCCCCCUCCUGCUCACCGUCCAGCCAAUCGGACUCCAGCUCCGACCCAGAACCCACCGUGGCCAUGGACACCAGCCCCAGCUCGGCCUCGCCAAGCGCGUCCGACAGCGGGGAGGAGGAGGUGAUCGGCUCCGUGACCAGGGCCCACCAGGAGACCUUCAUGUAUAACCAGGAGCAGAGCAACCUGACGGCCGAGGCCCAGCCCCCCACAGGUGCCCUGAGCGGCGGCUCUGCCAAAAACGCCACGAACCACAGGAUGGAGGAGCGGCAGGAAGUCUGGAACCACCACAACAACAUGGUCACCAUGGAAGCACAAGAUCCCCCCUCCAGCGUGGGGCCCCAGAAUCAGGAGGACAACACCACCACCAACAACAACAACCACUGCCCCUUCAGACUGCCCAGGAGUGCCGCCAGCAGCCACUGUCCAGCCUACUCGCACGGAGCCUUCAGAGCUCCGCCCACAGAGGGCCCCGUCAACGGAGCCUACAGCGGACCCCUGUGGAGAGGAGGCAACCGAAUGUAUCUGGUCUGUCCAAUGAACACGUCUGCUCACGUGGACCCUCAGAAGUCUGGCCACGAGGUGUGGGAGGAGUUCUCUCACAGCUUCACCCCCGCCGUCAGGGAGGUGGUGGAGUUUGCCAAGAAGAUCCCAGGCUUCAGAGACCUGUCCCAGCCUGACCAGGUCAGCCUGCUGAAGGCUGGCACCUUCGAGGUGCUGGUGGUCCGCUUCGCUUCUCUCUUCGACGUGAAGGACCGCACUGUCACCUUUCUGGGUGGGAAGAAAUAUAGCGUGGACACCCUGAAGGCCAUGGGAGCUGGGGACCUCCUCAACUCCAUGUUUGACUUCAGCGAGAAGCUCAUCAACCUGGGCCUCAGCGAGGAGGAGAUGAGCCUCUUCACCGCCGUGGUUCUGGUCUCAGCAGAUCGCUCGGGCAUCGAGAACGUGAACUCGGUGGAGGCCCUGCAGGAGACGCUGAUCCGCGCCCUGCGGAGCCUCAUCACCAAGAACCACCCCAACGAGUCGGCCAUCUUCACCAAGCUGCUGCUCAAACUGCCCGACCUGCGCUCGCUCAACAACAUGCACUCCGAGCAGCUGCUGGCCUUCAAGGUCCAUUCCUGAAGUUUCCUUCGAGUACUUGACACACAUACCCCCCCCCCGACACAAACUGUAAAAACCGCCUGUGACGGGGGACCGCGAGGCCACACCUCACCUCCCGAACCCCUAAACCACACCUGCACCUCUACACUUCUCCCAUGAGGCUUUGGGCUGCGUUCCUUAAGUCUUUUAAAUUGAACUUCAAGCUCAAACCUGACAUUUAAAGGGGGAAGAAGACCAUAAAAUGUUCUUGUACUGUACUGUAGGGCGUAACUGCCUGUGUGAUGGUAAUGCAUACAGACACACUGAUUGAUGUAUAUGUUUCUUGUGUUUGUGUGUAGCAUACUGUAUGUUUGCAACUGUACAGAUGUUAGAAGCACUUUUCUGUAUAGUGUAGACUGGUAUUUUUGCAUUCAUAGUGCAAUAUGUGACUGCUUUUUGAUUUGAGCUGUAUAGUGAGGAGUCGAGAAACUUGUGUAUACUUUUAAACGGCACAAUUUGAAUAGGUGCUGCGAUUGUGUGAUGAAAAAGGGGGCGGAGAUGUACACUUAAAAGAUUAAAAAAAAAACAA